This is a messenger RNA of Spirodela intermedia, 1220 nucleotides long. The record is from the annotation of a GenBank genome assembly. Lineage: Eukaryota; Viridiplantae; Streptophyta; Magnoliopsida; Alismatales; Araceae.
AUGUCAGAGAACAGGGAAGGACAGGAAGGAACCUCGGCGCGUGGCGCUGACUGGGAGGUUGUCUCUCUCACGGCUUCUGCAUAUGCUGCCGCCCCAGGUCCCGACCUGGAGGGAGCCGACCCAGCUAAUAGCAACGAGGCUUUCAAGAGGAACGAGGAGCAACCUUCUCAGGCGAUGAUCAUGUCUGGGCAUUUCGUGUUCCCACCCAGUGAGCACGAGAAUUUGCCUCUGGAACCUGAUAAUGUGGAAAUUCUCACAGAAUCCUUUGUGCAAGGUGCAGAUUCCGUUUUGAUUGAGGAAGAAGCUGGGAAAAGCCAGAAAGAAAUCCUUACUCUUGAGAGUCUGAUGAUAUCUAAAGCUGAUGAUCCUCAUGGUGUUCAAGUCCUCGGCGAGGGUAAGAGCGUUGCUGUCGGUGGCGUUGACUUUGAAGAGGGUGCUGUGAGUUUGCAGGGUGUGGAUUUGGUUGAGGAGAGGCGCAGCAUCUACGGGGUGUCUGGUUUUGGUUCUUUCCACUCUGAAACCCAUGCAGGUGGAUCCGUUCCCAAAGAUGAGGGCUCUGGGAUGGCAGAUUCUGAUGAUUCCUCUGACCAGGGUUCCAAGUCGCCUCCAAAGUCAAUCAAAAAGUCAGACCAUAAAGGGUUUGGGCACCCCUGUGAAGCCUGGUGGAAGCGGCAGGUUGCUUCACUCUGUGCUCAUGCAAAGGAGGCGAGCACAUUCUGGUCCCUCUGUGUAGCUGCUGCUGUCAUGGGGCUGGUAAUCUUGGGGCAGCAAUGGCAGCAGGAAAGGUGGCAGGUUCGCCAUCUCAAGUCUCAAUUGGGCACCAGCGAUGAGGUAUGAUGGAUUCUUCCUCCCUCUGUUGUUCUUCUUUUCUUCACUGUAAUCUGUGGCUUCCUACUGUAGAUUAUUGCCGAAGUAGUUUAUUUAUUUAUUUUCGUGGUGGGUAGAGCUUUUUUUUUUUCUUUUUUUGGGUAUAAAUGGGAGGCCUUUGACCACUGAUAAUAAGCUGCUUAAUGUGGUAAGAUUUCAAUGAGAUGUCUGUUCUAGAUUUAUGCAUCCAUUCAUCUGUCGCCCUCCUGUUCCAUGGACUCACGGCGCUAGAAGAUUUGUGUCUGCAGAGGAUGAGCUGGCUGCUGGGCCGCGCCAGCCAUCUCAAGGAUUCCAUCAUUGGCGGCCACAGAUGCGCACCAGUCAUCCACGGUGCUUCAUCGGCCGAUCGCUGA